ACGUGCCGCAGAUGACGUAGUAACCCGGAAGAAAACGUUCGCCUCACAAUCAUCAUCGUCAGCUGACAACACAUCCAGCGUGCGAGCGACAAACGAAGCUUAAAGACGAGCUUUAUGAAGUGGAAGCCUGAUUAUGACAGCGCUGCGUCUGAAUACGCUAAAGCAGCGGUCGCCUUUAAAAAUGCUAAACAGCUGGAACAGGCCAAAGAUGCGUAUCUACAGGAGGCUGAAGCGCACGCGAACAACAGAUCACUUUUUCAUGCUGCAAAGGCGUUCGAGCAGGCCGGGAUGAUGCUGAAGGAUCUGCAGAGGAUGCCAGAGGCCGUGCAGUACAUCGAGAAGGCCAGUGUGAUGUACGUGGAGAACGGCACUCCGGACACCGCCGCCAUGGCCCUGGACAGAGCUGGGAAGCUGAUGGAGCCGCUGGAUCUGUCCAAAGCUGUUCAUCUGUACCAGCAGGCGGCGGCAGUGUUCGAGAAUGAGGAGCGACUACGGCAAGCAGCGGAGCUCAUCGGAAAAGCGUCAAGACUUCUUGUACGACAACAGAAGUUUGAUGAAGCCGCUGCGUCUCUUCAGAAGGAGAAGAGCAUGUACAAAGAGAUGGAGAAUUAUCCCACGUGUUAUAAGAAAUGCAUCGCUCAGGUUCUGGUCCAGCUGCACAGAGCGGACUACGUGGCGGCGCAGAAGUGUGUGCGCGAGAGUUACAGUAUCCCGGGCUUCAGCGGGAGCGAGGACUGCGCCGCCCUGGAGGAUCUGCUGCAGGCGUACGAUGAGCAGGACGAAGAGCAGCUGCUGAGGGUCUGCAGAUCACCGCUCGUCACGUACAUGGACAACGAUUAUGCAAAGCUGGCCAUCAGCCUGAAGGUGCCUGGAGGAGGAGGAGGAGGAGGAGGAAAGAAGAAACCCAGCGCUUCUGCUUCUGCUCAGCCACAGGAGGAAGAGGACGACGAGUACGCUGGAGGACUCUGUUAAAACACACACACGCACACACACACACACACACACACACACGCGCACACACGCACACACAAUGCAAGCUGGACUGGCAUCCUCUGUGAUCAUCUCACCGUCGCUGCAUUAAACAAACACAAAUGAAGUGCGUACGCCACGGGCUCCUCUCUCUCAAGUACGUGUAUUUAUUCAGGUCUGCCUUUACACUUCAUGUUCAGUUCCACAAGCUUUACAGGCAACACCACACCUGAGAAACAGCCUCUCCCGGUGGACGGACCUCCUCGCAGACACCAACACUCAUCCCGGGUAAAUCAACAGUUCACAUCACAUCAAUAUUCCCUCACACUUUACAGCAACGCUUCAUGUUUUUACUCAUUCACACGCACUGUAAACGUGACUGGUUACUUCAAAACCGUGAGUAAACCCAUCGCAACACACACCUGCAAGAUGCCUUAAUGUUAUGCCCGUGCCUUUUCUGCACAAUAAUACAAAUAACGCGAUGUGUUUACGUACUGUUUGAAUGUAGACUGAUUCCGUUAUACAGCGGAUAAACUGCCAGCGUCACCAAUCACGUUAACUCAGCACUUCAGGUCAUCGUGACGAGCGCACAUCAACACUUUAACAAUGUUCUUAACCGCAAUUGACCUUAUACAGAUGUAAAACUGUGCUCGUUAUCAUUACUUAAUGCGCAUGAUUGACGAUGUUAACACAGAUACAUUUAUUGAACUGUCACAGCGGCGGAUUUACCCAUCCUAAACUAUUCCAGACACGUCUUUAAACGCACCAUCACGCAGUCUGCUACUCUGCAUUACAGUGCGAUACUACUGACAAUAAUAAUAAUAACAACAUCAUGUAAAGGAUCUUGUAAAACUUUGAGUAAUUUUUUUCCACUAAACGAUUUAACAUUUAUUUGACAAUAUCUAGCAUCUCAAAUCCACUUCCCUCAACUAAAUAAUCGAAGCCAUCCCUGUUUAUAUUGCAUGUCAACACGUGUGCACAAUACAAGCUAUAUUUUAACACAUCUGUAACCCCUGACUUCCAUACGAUUUAGUUUUCCUGCCUUUUAACUUUCAGCUUUCUUCCCGAUGUCUUAUUUUGUGUUCAGAAACUACUUUGGAAGCACUCAAGAGAGACGGUAAACACUGAUUAAAUUGUCUUUUUUGGGUGAACUAUUCCCUUCAUUCCUAUCAUUACUGUUGUAUGUUUUUCUUUGACCAAAUUAAUUCUUGUGAGCGGGACAGCUGCGCUCAAAAACACUCUAAUAUGCAAUCACAGCUCUGAAUAUGAACUAUUAUAAAACAGUUUCUUAUCCAAUUCCCUCAACUAAAGCUGUCCUAUUUACAUUACAUGUCAACUGUAAUGUCAUGUGUAUUUAUAUAGCGCAUUUAUCGUGUAUGGCCAUACACCCAAAUCGCUUCACAAUCCACACCACCACCACCACCACCAAUGAUCCAACUGAUCGUCAUCUUAAGGUUCUGUCUGCGUUCUGACUGAUUUUCAGAUAUUGAGCGUAAAAGUUUGUGCAUUCCGUACAGCAAACGGUACGUGUGUAACAUUCGUUUUGUUUUUUAUAAAAGGUUAAAAAAAGUCUUUAAAAAAACACAUCCCAUAAUGUCAUUUAAUAAGAAUGCCAAUAACUCAAUUUUCUCUCAAAUGUCGGAUCGAAACCUUAUAAUUCUAAGGUGGCGAAAUGUAUAGAACAGAGAUGUCCAAGCUCAGUCCUGGAGGGCCGGUGUCCUGGAGAGUUGAUCUCCGACCCUAAUCAAACACAGCUGAAGCAGCUCAUCAAGCUCUCACUGGACAUACUGGAAACCUCCUGGCUGCUGUGUUGAAGCAAGUUAGGGCUAAACUCAGCAGGACGCCGGCCCUCCGGGACCCACAUUGGACACCCCUGGUAUAAAACAUGUCAUAUUUUUAUGAAACGUGUAAGCAUUGACUUCCAUAGAAUUUGUUUGAGGAAAUAAAUAUCUACAUAAUGUUCUGCUACUGAUUCCUAGCAUCUGUUCAGUUUAAUUAAAAACAAACAUGUACUCGUUUCACUGCUGGACUUCUUCAAGAUUGAGGAUGGCGGACUUUCUAAACCCUCGCCAUGCAAAAUAUUACAGAAAACAGUGCUGUAUACAGAGCUACGAUUAAUACUUCUAGCUCUUUAUUCAGGGGCUGAAAUAUUACACUUUUUAUUUAAUAUCUAAAUGACGUUUUAACACUGUGAUUCUGCCCAAGACACCAUCAUUAAUCUAAAGUGAUGCAAAUUAUGAGGGCUACUCGCAUCAGGUCUGACUGCGCAUGUGUCAAAUACAGCGUCACGUCUCCAAACUGAUGCAUAUCGUCAGUUCCUGCAUGGCUGCGUCUCUCGGCUAAUCAAUGGCCAGGUUAUUGGAUGAUUUGGAUGAAACCUGUAAUAGCAGCUUGUUUUUAUAAUAAUAGUAAUACUUAUUAGGUAACUCUUUACUAUAACAGUACAUGAAUAAUGAUGUAUUAAUAUGUAAAUUAAACAUGACUUUAUUAUGAAUUAGUGAUGAGUUAAGGUGUGAUCAUGAAUUAACUUUAACUACAACAUGAGACACAUGAGUUCAUGUGUCAAUGACGGCUACCUUAAUGACUCGUCACUACAUGUUGUUAAUUAAUGUAUUAAUUUACAUUUAAGUUUUAGCUAAACGUAACCAACAUGACCUCAUGAGCUGUUCAUGUAUAGUCAUGUCAGGACUUUACUCGGAGGAGCACAUCACCGUUAACUCAUUCUUAACUACUCAUCAACUCCUGUACAUGUUGAUGUUGACAGAACCCUUUUCAGUGUAAACCCACUAGUAGGACGUGCGUAAGGAGCUCACGAGUAGUUAAGAUUGGGUUAAUGAUGAUGUGCGCCUCCAAGUAAAGUCACAACAUAAUUAUACAUUAACGUAUCACGAGUUCAUCAUGGUUACAUUAAGCAUAAACCAAUUAAUACAUUCAUUAACAAACAAUCAUGUACUCAUGUGUCAUUAAGGUAGCUGUCAUUCACACAUGAACUCGUGUGCAUCAUGUUGCAGUUAUUCAUGAUUAGCGCACACCUUAACUCAUCGCUAAUUCAUAAUAAAGUCAUGUUUACUUUACAUAUUAACACAUCAUUAUUGAUGUACCGUUAUUGUAAAGAGUCACCACUUAUUAUAAUAAGCCCACUAAACUAACCGAGUGCAAUCCGCAGAACUUAUUCUAGCUACAUCUUCCAUCAACGCCACUGCCAGUUCUUAUUAAAGGAUUCGGCUUUGAAGAAUCCACUACAGGCCGUGAGCAGCCGCUUGCUUUGCUGAUGGGUAAAUCCGCCCCUGCGCUGGGAUCAGUGUACGCUGUAUCGUUUGCUCAUGUUAAACGCGUCAGCUGAUGAAGCGCUGCUGUAAAGUGGAACUGUUUCAUACGCUGGGAAGUCCGUAACAGUGCCUGCCUUAAACAAAACAAGGGGAAUGUAUCUGUCAAUACUCGGUUCACGACUGAUGCCGCAGAUGAACGCAUGAUCGCCUUAACAAUGACCUGAUCAUGACUCGGCGGGGAACACUUUUGCUUGUUAUUAAUCUGCGCACGCUCUAAAUAAAGACAUUUCUAGUGCA
Molecule: messenger RNA, 4535 nt
Organism: Danio rerio (zebrafish)
Lineage: Eukaryota; Metazoa; Chordata; Actinopteri; Cypriniformes; Danionidae
Source: RefSeq, a predicted model, not a curated record